This is a messenger RNA of Metarhizium acridum CQMa 102, 1596 nucleotides long. RefSeq names its product Belongs to the glycosyl hydrolase 47. Gene Ontology annotation, biological process: mannose trimming involved in glycoprotein ERAD pathway; carbohydrate metabolic process. Gene Ontology annotation, molecular function: mannosyl-oligosaccharide 1,2-alpha-mannosidase activity; calcium ion binding. Gene Ontology annotation, cellular component: endoplasmic reticulum; membrane. The record is from RefSeq and is a predicted model, not a curated record. Lineage: Eukaryota; Fungi; Ascomycota; Sordariomycetes; Hypocreales; Clavicipitaceae.
AUGGUCUUCAAAAUGCUGUCCCCGUCGGCGUGUGCCGUUGCCGCACUUCUCGCCAGUCCGGGACUGGGAAAUCCAACAAGGUCGCUGCUCGAAAGAGGCGCAACAGAAGCCGACACCUCCAAGGCCUCGCAAGUAAAAGAUGUCUUCCGCACGGCGUGGAACGGCUACUACGAACACGCGUUCCCUCAUGACACUCUUUUGCCGCUUACCGGCGGUGACUCGGACGACAGGAACGCAUGGGGUGUGACGCCGAUUGACUCGUUGAGCACGGCGAUAGUAAUGGAGGAAUCCGGCAUUGUCAACCAGAUUCUCAAGUACGCGGCCACAGUUGACUUUACCACCACCAAGGAGGAAAACUCGUCAAUCUCCCUGUUUGAAACCAACAUUCGAUACCUCGGCGGACUACUAGCCGGCUACGACCUGUUAAAAGGCCCCAUGAAGAGCCUCGUCGACGACACCAACACGGCACAUGUCGACGCUCUCCUGAAACAAGCCACGUCGCUAGCUGACAGCCUCAGCAUUGCCUUUGACACGCCUAGCGGCGUGCCUGACGACGCCGUUUUCCUCAAUCCUACCCGCCGCAUCGGGGGCUCAACGUCCAAUGGCCCGGCCGGGUUCGGCACCUUGGUCCUCGAAUGGACACGCCUGAGCGACCUCACGGGCAACAAGACGUAUGCGCAGCUUGCCCAGAGAGCCCAAGGCUACCUCGUCCAUCCGGCCGGGGAGCCCGAGCCAUUCCCCGGCCUGAUUGGAUACACCGUCUCCAUCGAAGACGGCAAGUUCCAAGACCAGAGCGGCGGGUGGGGAGGCGGCACCGACAGCUUCUACGAAUAUCUCAUCAAGAUGUUCCUCUAUGAUCCGGGCGAGUUCUCCUUCUACAAGGACCGCUGGGUGGCGGCCGCCGACUCGACCAUCGAGCAUCUCGCCUCGCACCCCACGAGCCGGCCGGACUUGACGUUUUUGGCGGGAUACGAUGGACAGACAAUCGACCACUGGUCCGGGCACUUGGCCUCCUUUGCCGGCGGCAACUUCAUCCUGGCGGGCGUCGUGCUCAACGAGUCCAAGUACACCGACUUUGGGCUUGACCUCGCGUCCUCGUACUACGAGACGUACAAGCAGACGCCGGCCCGCAUCGGCCCCGAAGGAUUCCAAUGGGUGGCAGCCGAUGGGGGCAGUCCGCCCGACGACGACCAGGCCGGCUUCUACAAGACGGCUGGGUUCUGGCCCUCGUCCAGAGCGUACAUCCUGCGGCCCGAGACCAUCGAGAGCCUGUACUAUGCGUACCGCGUCACCGGGGACAACAAGUACCGGGACAUGGUCUGGGAGGCCUUCACCGCCAUCCGUGACCUGUGCAAGGCCAAGUACGGCUUCUCCGGAAUCAGGGACGUGAUGCAGAAGAAUGGCGGGGGGCAGGAUAACUUCCAGCAGAGCUUCUUCCUGGCCGAGACGCUCAAGUACUCGUAUCUCACGUUUGCGCGGGAUUCUGCCGUGCAGUUCCACGGACGGGGUGGGAACGAGUUUGUGUUUAAUACCGAGGCCCAUCCGUUCAGGUAUAAGUCAUACAGUUUGGAAACUCAAGGCAAGAAGCUUGUCUGA